This is a messenger RNA of Misgurnus anguillicaudatus (oriental weatherfish), 1332 nucleotides long. RefSeq names its product mitochondrial ribosomal protein S10 (gene mrps10). Gene Ontology annotation, biological process: translation. Gene Ontology annotation, cellular component: mitochondrial small ribosomal subunit; mitochondrion; ribosome. NCBI's taxonomy places the organism in Eukaryota, Metazoa, Chordata, Actinopteri, Cypriniformes, Cobitidae. The record is from RefSeq and is a predicted model, not a curated record. Gene Ontology annotation, molecular function: structural constituent of ribosome.
AUUUGUUCCCCGCUCCUCCAGCAGAAGCGCUGUUUCUCUUCCGUGUGAUGACGACACUUCCGCUUGCUCAGACAUGGCAGCCUGCAUGGCGAGAGCUGGAGCGAUUCGUGUCCUGUCAAACAUCAUUCGCGGACGAUUUUUAUCGGUCGCUUCUGCUCAGCAUCACACAAUUUGUCCACGAUGGUCUGUCAGUGUGUGUCCUACAUCUUUCAUACACACAGGUCCUAUCUCAACAACAUCUCAUUCUCCGGCUGUCACCAUCACAGACGAGUCAGACACACUCUAUCAGAAGCUGUCAGUGUUGGUCAAAGGUCAUGAUAAGUCAGUGUUGGACAGCUAUGAGUUUUUUGCCACUUUGGCAGCACAGGAGCUCGGUCUCACACUGGAUAAAGUAUUUGAACCGCCUAAGCAUAUCGAUAAAUUAACACUGCUGAAGUCUGUUCACAUCUUUAAGAAACACAGAGUGCAGUAUGAGAUGAGGACACAUUACAGGUGUGUCGAGAUUUCUAGAGUAACCGGAUCAACUGCGCAGGUUUAUUUGGAGUAUAUUCAGCGUAAUUUACCCGAGGGAGUUGCCAUGGAGGUCACCAAGACCGCUGUUGAGAAGAUUCCCGAACAUAUCCAAAAACCGCUGUGGGAUGAUAACAAACUGGAGCCAUCAAGUCCAUGAGGAGAUUUCUACCCUGAUAUAACCUGCAGCAGAUAUAUGAGCUUCUGUCCACGUACAAGCUGUGAUUUAAAACCUGCUUCUGAGAUCAAACAAACCAAUACAGACACAAACCGAAACCUGACCUUAGAUCAGUGCUGUGUUCAUGAAAAAAACCAGAAGACAAAGUUUGAUAAUAAAUCAAUGUCCCAAAUAAAUUGUUUGUAAUACUAAUGUAACUUGUACAUACAGAUUGAAGUUGUUUUUUUAUGUAAUAGGCAUGGAUUCAUGUCAUUAUAUGUAAUAAAAUAAAUAUGCAAAUGACAUAAGCCAGAUUUUUAUCUAUUGCUUAUUAUAGCGAUUGGUAUUAUUUGCAUUUAUUUGUUACAUCUUAAACUAUGAAUUUUAAUUAAAAACAUGAUUCAAUGUAGGUCUGUUGAGUGUUGGUAGCCUUAAUUUUCUGAACUUUGAAUACAAAGAAUUUGAUUAAUUCAUACUUUUCAUAAAAAGUUGAAGAAAAAUUGGUGUUGAGGAUUUAGAAGACUGAUGAUAAAUUAUAAUAAGCUCAAUGUGUUACACUUUUGUGCUAUAGAAACAGAGAGAUACAGUAUUGGUAGGAAAUGAACUUUAUUGGAGCACUAAUGGGGUUGUGAUCAAUUAUAUGAAAUAAAUCAGUUACAGAAAAA